UAAAAGGGACCCGGGAUGUUGAGCGGCAUCAGAUGCAAGCUGGGGACGGCUGAGCGAAUCAGUCAGGACAGGUACAAGGAGCUUUCUGAUCGUCGGCAAGACUCUCAGACAAUAGAGAACAUGGUAGCUGUGCAGAAACCUUGGACCACCCUGUUUGUCCUUGCAGUGUGUGUGCUGGUGUGCCUAGGGACCUUGGUGGAUGCCUACCCUCCGAAACCAGAGAACCCAGGAGACGAUGCACCUCCCGAGGAACUGGCGAAGUACUACUCUGCUCUCAGACAUUACAUCAAUCUCAUCACACGACAGAGAUAUGGAAAGAGAGAUAAUCCAGAAGCUUUGUCAGAUUCCCCCUUUGAUGAAAGCAGAGAUCAUGUUGGGAAGUCAAGAUACGAUGAUUCCUUGAUGUGGUGAUUUCAUCCUCAUUAUACCUUUUGUGUUUAUGCAUUUUAAUUAUGAUGCAGAAGGACCUGAUCUCUGAAGAAUUAUGAGAAGAUUACACCAAACCAAAAGGAUCAUUGCAUGCAAACCUUUUUCAUGCAUUGAGAAACCAUCAAAGCUUUUUUUUUUGUGGCAGACAAUUGUACAUAAUUUAUUGUUUAAAAUAAUAUACAGCAAUCAAGGAAAAGAAAACAAAAUGUGGGGUCUUUCUGAGGAAAAUAAUCUCGUUUGUAUUGUAAAAAUGUUUAUGUGCAAAUAAAGUUUAAUGGAUCAAUCAAAAUUGCAUCCAAAUGAUGUCUCUGUUUAUUUGAAAUCACAUGCGCAGACAUUCUCGGCCAACCCCUUUCAAUUGUUUUAUGAUCUUCAAGAGUUAUACAAGUUCAGGGACUUCACAAACUGUUCACAGAACAUUUUGAAAUGUUGUCCUAAUUGUAGGAAGUACCAUUGCUAAUUUACAUACAUCAAGCUCAUAUGAAAAAUAUAAUUUGGUUCAGUUAAGCAUGGAUGCAAAUGUUCGCUCACUAUUUGGAUACUGGCAUGGAUCUUUUAUACUCGCUUCAGAAGGUAUGCACUGCUUUAAAGGCAGC
This is a messenger RNA of Leucoraja erinaceus (little skate), 1025 nucleotides long. Its product is annotated as peptide YY-like. The record is from RefSeq and is a predicted model, not a curated record. Gene Ontology annotation, cellular component: extracellular region. Gene Ontology annotation, molecular function: neuropeptide Y receptor binding; neuropeptide hormone activity. NCBI's taxonomy places the organism in Eukaryota, Metazoa, Chordata, Chondrichthyes, Rajiformes, Rajidae. Gene Ontology annotation, biological process: neuropeptide signaling pathway; feeding behavior.